GAGCAACUGCCCAAAGAUGAAGCUGCAAACUAUAGAAGUACAAGGCCUGCGCCAACUGCAGGCGCUCUACAGUCGAGAGUGGCCCAAGUAUAUUCAGGAAUUCUAUAGCCUUAAGAAUAUGAUUUCAUUCCUAAAGCGUGAUCCGGAGAUGAAGCAUCUGAAGGCUUACACUCUGCAGGAUAAGCAGGCCCAGGAGCUGGGUCUCUAUCUAAUUGUGGAUCGCUAUCAAUUACUUCUGGGCUGCCUGGGUGAAUCCUUUGCUUUGCUCAAGCAAGCGUUGCAUCUGCUGGACUGGUCCAAGGGCUUCCUGUGCACGACUAUGCCUAAUCGAUAUAUUGAAACUGUGCUGCAAGUGGUCAAAGAGCAACAACUGCCCAUCGAAUUUCAGCUGGACGAUUUCAUGCUUCACAUGCCAGCCAAGCAGGCACUGCAGUUCCACAUAGACUGCCCGAAGGGCUUUUAUCUGAAAUCAUUGGCCGAGCAAGAUGCUCACCUCAUUGAUCGGGAAUGGACUUAUAGUCAAGAGGGCUCCUUGUACUUCAUGCAGCGCCAAAUACGCAUGUGUCACAGCAUGGGCCUAUAUGAUGAGGAAACGCAUGAGCUGGUGGCCUGGUGCAUCAGAACACAAGAUGGACUGCUGGGCGCUUUGCAGGUGCGGCAAACGCACAAACGCCGUGGCUUUGGCAAUCUUAUAGUGCGGGCACUUGCUCGCCGCAUUGCCGAAUCGGGCGACGAUGUGACCGCCGAAGUGACCGUAACAAACACGGCCUCUCUGGACUUGUUUAAUAAGCUUGGCUUUCAAAGAAUCGAUUAUUGCCACUGGCUGAGCAUUUUGCCUGCCAAUGGCAGCAGCUUCAGCUGGCCAAAAGGGGAAUAACCCAGGAAAUACUUGGUAGAUCUUUUGCAGAAGGCUUUCUCAUUGAAGUUCAAUUAAAAAAUCCGUUAGAUGAUCUUGAUUGAGCCUGGAUAUGUACACAUAGUUAUAAGA
Messenger RNA from Drosophila hydei, 988 nucleotides. RefSeq lists its product as uncharacterized. Gene Ontology annotation, molecular function: acyltransferase activity, transferring groups other than amino-acyl groups. The record is from RefSeq and is a predicted model, not a curated record. The transcript has 4 exons. Lineage: Eukaryota; Metazoa; Arthropoda; Insecta; Diptera; Drosophilidae. The coding region runs from base 17 to 877 and encodes 286 amino acids.